CGAUUGGUCGGGGGAGACAGUGGUCGCAGGCACCGGCUCGCUCGACUUGCUGCUCGACCUACCUCCCGCUGCCGGAGAGGCGGUGCGGCGGAGCGGAGAUCUGACGGCGAUGUGGGGCGCGGCGCAGGAGUGCCACCGCCAGACGCGAGCUUGGAUCGAGCAGGGCUGGGGCCGCGAGUCGCUCCUCCUCUUCUCGUGCGGUUGGGAGUUCAUGAACAUGAACCGCGUGGUCGAGCUCGGGGCGCAGGACCGCACCACCCUCGGCCGCGCCUACUCCGCCGGCGUGUCGAACGUGGGCCGGUUCGCGCACGCGACGGCGCACGGCGACCUCACUCUCGAGCGGCUCCACUUCGGCAUCUCGCAGUCCGUCUCCUCGCCCGCCAUCUCCACCUCCGCCGCGACGGUCGGCGGCACGCUCUGCCUCACCGUGAGCUACCCGACCCCCAUCUGGAGCGACGCGGCGGCGGACGAGUACGCGGACGGGCUGGUGCGCCUGCUCGAGCUCGCGGCGGCGGACGGAGAGGCGGGGAGCGGGUGAGGGCUCAGUGUCCACUAAGAAAUCCCAAUCGUCCUACGUCCUGUCUCCCCUAGUCAUGAAAUGUCGUGAACAAGACUGAA
Emiliania huxleyi CCMP1516 is the source of this 618-nucleotide messenger RNA. RefSeq lists its product as hypothetical. The transcript is spliced from 7 exons. The record is from RefSeq and is a predicted model, not a curated record. Lineage: Eukaryota; Haptophyta; Isochrysidales; Noelaerhabdaceae. The annotation marks the transcript as partial.